GGAUACGACAUCCGCAGAGACAUGGAUCAGAUCCGGUCGAGUCUCGGCAUAUGUCCGCAGUUUGACGUCCUGUUCGACGAGCUGACAGUCGAGGAGCACCUGUCGUUUUACUGUCAACUGAAAAACUUUGACAAAAACGAUAUGCAGAAUGAGAUCAAACGUAUGAUUCAAUUGCUGGGACUCGAAGACAAGACACGGAAAGCCUCGAAGACACUGUCCGGCGGACAGAAGCGAAAACUGUCGAUAGGGAUGGCACUGGUAGGCAAUUCCAAGAUCGUCAUACUGGACGAGCCCACGUCGGGUAUGGAUGUCUACGCCCGGAGGUUCACAUGGGAUCUGCUCUUAGCCGAGAAGGCCGACCGAACGAUACUCCUGUCGACACAUUUCAUGGAGGAGGCGGAUAUGUUGGGCGAGAGGAUAGCCAUUAUGGCGAACGGACAGCUCCAGUGUUGCGGAUCACCCCUGUAUCUCAAGAAAAAGUACGGCGCCGGCUAUCACAUGACAAUCGUGAAGACCAGUGACACCACGGAUGUCGCGCCCAUCACCCGUCUCAUCCAAUCGCACGUAAUGGACGCCAAGUUUGACAGCUCGGCGGGCACUGAGAUUAGCUACAAUCUGCCCGACCAUCACAGCAACAAAUUUGAGGCCCUCUUCACGAAUAUCGAGCUCCAGAAGGGACUGUUGGGUAUCGACAGCUACGGCAUAUCCAUCACCACUAUGGAGGAGGUGUUCCUGAAAGUGGGCGAGUAUGCGGAGGAAGGCAUGAAGGCGUUGAAAGCGUCCCAAAAACUGGACAAUAAGAGUGAGGUAUCACUGAAUCUGGACCUCAAGAAUGACGAGCGAAACACCGGUUAUACACUCAUUGGACAACAAUUUUACGCGCUUUUAAUGAAGAAAAUAUUGUAUACACUGAGGAACCGGACGCUAACGGUGUCCCAGUUGCUGAUACCGACGUUUUUCGCGCUCAUUGUGCUAAUAAUGCUCAAGAAUUUGCCAAAAUUAGGCGAAUCGCCGGAACUGCUGUUGACUUUAGACAACUAUAAGGGCACAGAAGUGCCGUAUUUUGUGAACAACAGCACCGCCGAUGACAUGAUAGACAUGAUCGGCGCCUAUAAAGACCAGUUUGGGGGCCGGAAUCGGAUCUACGGACAUACAUUCAACACCACAAACCUCACGGAAUCAAUGGUCGAGUACACCCUGACAGAGGCCCAGAAAAACAUCGCGUACUUCAACCUCCACGUGCCCAUCGGGGCCAUGAUAUGCAGCAAUGAGCACAAGAUGUGCUCGGACACCAUGCACGAGGAGGGUCUGGUGGUGACCGCCCUGUUCAACAACCAGCCCUUCCACUCGUCGGCUAUAAGUUUGGCGGCUGUCGACUCGGCUAUUGUGCGAUAUAUGAUCACAAACCCCAACUACACUGUCGAGGUGUCCAACCACCCCUUACCGCUAACCACGGCCGACAAACUACUUCAGGUCCAGUACGCGUCACCCGAACAGUUCCAGUUGUCCGAGAAUCUCAUGUUUAGUAUGUCUUUCCUGGCGGCGAGUUUUGCCGUACUUCUCGUCAAAGAGAAGUCCAUAAAAGGCAAACAUUUACAGCAAGUCUGUGGCGUCAAGUUAUACCUGUUUUGGAUCACGUCAUUCAUAUGGGACUUCCUAAUCUACAUUAUUGCAUGCCUGGGCGUUAUGCUCAUGUAUUGGCUUUUCAAUGAGGAGCCCCUCCGGUCGGCCGCACAGGAAAGUCGACUAUUUGUGGUGUUUGCGGCCCAUGGGUUCGCGUUACUACCCAUGGUAUACCUACUGUCCUUCAUGUUUGACGUGCCCUCCACGGCCUACGUCCGCAUCUGUCUGUUCAACAUAAUCGUGGGCAUCGGGACCUUCAUUACGGUAGUGGUGACCGAACUACCGCUCCUGGACCUGGCCAGUGUGGGCCGGGUACUGGACAUGUCGUUCAGCAUAUUUCUACCAAACUAUAACAUGGGGAGGAGUGUCUACCACCUGUACACCAACUACUUGGGCAACAAGUACUGCAAUAUCGGGCCCCUCCAGAAGGCCUGCAAUAUGGGUACAGUUAACGCCACGGAGUUCAUCGAAAUGGUGAAGAAUGAGUUCAAAGAGUUUUCAUAUCUGUUCGAGGAUUACCUGGAUAGGAUUCCCCAGGGCAUGAACAUUACGAUACCGGUGCCCGACGUGAUUAAGCCGUGUUGCAAAGACAAAUGCGGCGACACUUGCUUCCCAUGGAGUGACAACUUCUUCGCCUUUGAUAACCCGGGUAUCGGACGCCUACUCCUGCUGUUCGUACUCCAGGGCCUAGUCUUCUGGGCACUGAUCGUAUUGGUUGAGCUGAAUGUCAUGCGAAACAUCCGCUACUCAUUCACGCAACUGAAGGCAUCGCUAAUGAAUAAGUUUGGAUCAAAUGAGGCGAAGAAUCUCGAGAUGAACGACAAGAUCGACGAUGACGUGAAGCGCGAGUCCGACCGCAUCGACAACAACGACAACCUCCAGAAGCUCUUCGAGUCGGACGCUAUGAUCAUCAGACGGCUGACCAAAACGUACGGCAACUUCACGGCCGUCGACCACAUCUCCUACGGUGUGAAACGGGGCGAGUGUUUCGGUUUGUUGGGAGUGAACGGCGCCGGAAAGACCACCACUUUUAAGAUGAUUACCGGCGAUGAGACCAUAUCUAGCGGUGAUAUCUACGUGAAUGGCUGUAACGUCAAGAGUUCCAUACAGGAGGUGCAGCGCCAGAUCGGCUACUGUCCCCAGUUUGAUGGUCUACUGGAGCAGUUGACGGGUAGGGAAACUCUGAUCCUGUUCUGCAGACUUAGAGGAAUAAAAGAGUUCGAUAUCGAGAGACACAUCCAGGAGAUCAGUAAACUGUUGUACUUUGACAUGCAUUUGAAUAAACUGGUGAAGAACUACAGCGGCGGUACCAAACGCAAACUGAGUACAGCUGUGGCUUUGUUGGGCAACCCAUCGGUGAGCUUCUUGGACGAGCCGACCACUGGCGUGGAUCCAGUGGCCCGAAGGUGUCUGUGGGACGCGUUGACUAAGAAGCUAUCGGAGGGCCGAUCCAUAGUCUUGACCUCCCAUUCCAUGGAGGAAUGCGAGGCCCUCUGCAACCGACUCAUAAUUAUGGUGAACGGCAGGAUCUGUUGCAUCGGUAGCCCUCAACAGCUGAAGAACAAGUUUGGAAAGGGAUAUACCGUACGGAUCAAAGUGCUGACCGGCAAUCAAGAUGUUGGUGAGGCUGUGCCCGAUGGCCAGCGCCGGCCCUCGAAGCUCGCGUGGCGUCAGACGAGUAUCGUCUCCAACGAUAUAGUGUUGGAUCAGAACAUCAAAGACAUGAAGGACUUCAUGGAGAAGUCGUUUGUCGGCUGCGAGCUGAAGGAAAUUCACUACAAUCUGUUGAACUACUAUUUGAAUGAUCCGGAUCUCACGUGGGCUCACAUUUUCGGGGCCAUCGAGAGGGCCAAGAAUACCCUGAAUAUCGAGGACUACUCCGUGGGUCAGACCACUCUCGAGCAGAUAUUCUUGGGAUUCGCUGCCACUCAGAAGGAGGACAAGGAUUAAGUGAUAAGAGUUUGUAUUAAAUACAUUUAUUGAUAAGAAAAUGUUAUUUAUUUUUCUCGAUAUAUAGUCUAUUUAUUGAACAUAUUUAUUGUGGUUAUCAUUAAUACCUUGAUAUGUAUGAUAUACCGGUGAUUAACUUAAUUUUUAAAUAAUCCAUUUUUGCUAACAGAAUAUUCUGUUAAACGUGUG
Molecule: messenger RNA, 3762 nt
Organism: Oppiella nova
Lineage: Eukaryota; Metazoa; Arthropoda; Arachnida; Sarcoptiformes; Oppiidae
Source: the annotation of a GenBank genome assembly